GGAGGCACCAUGAUCAAGUUCAGGAUGAGGGUAUCCACUGGGAAGGCCUUUGGGGCUGGCACAUGGGACAGAAUAUCUGUCACCGUCGUGGGGACGCGGGGGGAGACAUCCCCACUUCCCCUGGACCAUUUCGGCAAGGAGUUCAAUGCCGGUGCUGAGGAGGACUUUGAGGUGACAGCCCCCCAGGACGUGGGCGAAGUGCUGCUGCUGCGCGUGCACAAGGUGCCCCCCGCGCUGCCCCCCCCGCUCGGACCCUUGCCCCCCAAUGCCUGGUUCUGCCGCUGGUUCCAGGUCACGCCACCAGGGGGCGCCCCCCUCCGCUUCCCCUGCUACCAGUGGCUGGAGGAUGCAGACAAUCUGGAGCUGCGACCCGGGGCAGCGAGGGUCUCCUGGGCAGACCAGCACCCUAGGCUCCUGCAACAGCGCUUGGAAGAGCUGCAGGCCAGGCGCCAUAAGUACCGCUGGAAGACCUACAUCCCAGGCUGGCCUCACUGCCUAGAUGAGGAGACUGUGAAAGACCUGGAUCUCAACAUCAAAUACUCCUUCACCAGGAAUGCCAGUUUCUACCUGAAAAGCAGCUCUGUUUUUGCAGAGCUAGGACUCAAAGGGAUACUGAGCCGCAGAGGACUCUGGAAGAAUCUGAAGGAGAUGAGAAAUGUGCUCAACUUCCAGAAGACCCCAGCUUCUGAAUACACAUUUGAGCACUGGCAGGAAGAUGCCUUCUUCGCUUACCAGUUUCUGAACGGCUUCAACCCUGUCCUGAUCCGCCGCUGCCACUGCCUCCCAGAAAACUUCCCAGUCACAGACGCUAUGGUGGCACCAGUGCUGGGUCCCGGGACCAGUCUGCAGGCUGAGCUGGAGAAGGGCUCCCUGUUCCUGGUGGAUCAUGGAAUUCUCUCUGGCAUCCACACUAAUGUCGUCAAUGGGAGGCCUCAGUUCUCUGCAGCCCCCAUGACACUGCUAUACCAGCGCCCAGGGUGUGGGCCCCUCAUGCCCCUCGCCAUCCAGCUCACCCAGACCCCUGGACCCAACAGCCCCAUCUUCCUGCCCAGUGAUGACAAGUGGGACUGGCUGCUGGCCAAGACGUGGGUGCGCAACGCAGAGUUCUCCAUCCACGAGGCCAUCACACACUUGUUGCAGGAGCACCUGCUGCCUGAGGUCUUCACCCUGGCGACCCUGCGUCAGCUGCCCAGCUGCCACCCACUCUUCAAAUUGCUAAUCCCACACACUCGACACACGCUGCACAUCAACACGCUAGCCCGGCAGCUGCUCAUCUCCCCCGGGCAUGUGGUGGACAGGUCCACAGGUCUUGGCAUCAGAGGCUUCUCUGAGCUGAUACAGAGGAACAUGGAACAGCUGACCUACUCCACCCUGUGUCUGCCUGAUGAUAUCCGGGCACGAGAAGUUGAAGACAUCCCAGGCUACUAUUACCGGGACGAUGGGAUGCAGAUUUGGAGUGCAGUGGAGCGCUUUGUCUCUGAAGUGAUUGAGCUUUAUUAUCCGAGUGACGUGUCAGUCCGAGAUGACAGUGAACUCCAGGCCUGGGUGUGGGAAAUCUUUGCUGAGGGCUUCUUAGGCCGGAAGAAUUCAGGGGUGCCCUCCUCCCUGGAGAGCCGGGAAGCCCUGGUCCAGUACAUCACAAUGGUGAUAUUCAACUGCUCUGCCAAGCACACUGCCGUCAGUUCAGGACAGUUUGACUCCUGUGCCUGGAUGCCUAACCUGCCACCAACCAUGCAGCUGCCACCACCCACCUCCAAAGGCCAAGCAACACUAGAGAGGUUCUUGGCCACCCUCCCGCCUGUCAAUGCUACAGGUGAUGUCAUCGGUGUCCUCUGGCUGCUGAGCAAGGACCCUCCAAACCGACGGCCCCUGGGCACCUACCCUGAUGAACACUUCACCGAGGAGGCCCCACGCCUGAGCAUCACCGCCUUCCAGAACCGCCUGGCCCAAAUCUCUCAGGACAUCCAAGAACGGAACCAGAGCCUGGAGCUGCCCUACACCUACCUGUACCCGCCCCUCAUCGAGAACAGUGUCUCUAUCUAAAUCCCCUGAGCAACCGGGCCUUGAAAGUCAUCGCUUUGACAAGCUGAGCAGUGGCAUAUCUGGUUCAGUGCACAAGGACCCCAGUUAAACCUUUGGUCCCUAUCUGUAGGGGACAGUGAUGCAAUGUCACAGGUGUCUCUCUUGCUCCCUCUCUACCUCCCCCUUGCCUCUCAGUUUCAUUGUGUCUCUCUCCAGAAUAAAUAAACAGAACUAAGAUAUUUCUUUGACUUCA
Molecule: messenger RNA, 2275 nt
Organism: Erinaceus europaeus (western European hedgehog)
Lineage: Eukaryota; Metazoa; Chordata; Mammalia; Eulipotyphla; Erinaceidae
Product: polyunsaturated fatty acid lipoxygenase ALOX15B-like
Exons: 14
Coding region: 10-2043 (677 amino acids)
Biological process (GO): linoleic acid metabolic process; lipid oxidation
Molecular function (GO): arachidonate 15-lipoxygenase activity; iron ion binding; protein binding
Source: RefSeq, a predicted model, not a curated record